AUGGGGCCUCAGAAGACCUUCCUGAUCUUCGCCUCAGGUUUGCUCUUCAUCAUACUGAUCCUGGUGGCCAUUGGCGUCUCAGGCUCCUUAGAGGCGGACUUCCAUGGCUGGACCGUCUGUUGGUUCUCCGGACCCUUCUAUCAGAUUUCCAACUUCCUGUUCUUCUACGCCGGGAUCUUGCACGACGUGGCCUUCAUCCGCAGCGCUGUGGUCGUGGCGAAUCUCUUCAUCGCGGCCUUUCUGCUCUUCGGCACCCCGACGUGGCCAGCACUGUGGAAGUCGCAGCUCGCGUGCUUCCGGGUGGACACGGUGAUGUGGAUGGUGCUUUGCGUCUUUGUGAAUGCGGUGCCCAUGUUCAGACAGCUGAAGUUCGAUGACUCCAAGGUCACCUUUUCCGUGGACAAGAGCCUGGAGCCUUUUGCGGAAGCCGUUUGGCGCGAGUGGUGGCGCCGCUCGGGCAUUCCGCGCCAGGACUUCAAGGAC
Cladocopium goreaui is the source of this 483-nucleotide messenger RNA. Lineage: Eukaryota; Dinophyceae; Suessiales; Symbiodiniaceae. The record is from the annotation of a GenBank genome assembly.